UACUUAUUAUAUUGUUUGGAAACAUUGAUAGUAGUAUAAAAAUAUAUUGUUUGGAAACAUUGAUAGUAGUAUAAAGAAAUAAAUAUAUUGUUUGGAAACAUGGAUAGUAGUAUAAAGAAAGAAACAUUAGUGAUUUAAUGUAUGUUUAACUAUAAAGUAUAAAAGUGUAUUUAAAUUAAAAACUUACAAAAUAAAUGUUAGGUCCAACAGAACAUUUCUGUUUUAAUAAGAUAGAUUCGUUUAGUUUAAAAAUAAAUACUAUAUUAACUGUCUAUGAUAAGCACAAAACCUAUGUGAUAUAUGUUACCGUGCUGUGUCUCUGUUCUACAGGCGUCCCACCGUUAACCCUGAAAUUAGUCAGGAUUGAAGACGUUCUUGAGAAGUACAUCAAUCUCCCUGAUCAAGAAAGAGAUAAUGCUAUAGUUUUCCCUGAUCAAAGCAAACGCCAAGGUAUCAAAAACAAAGAGUAUUUGUUAAGGACUCUUGAACAAAUCAAAACCGAGAACGACAUGGCCUUCCAAAUCAACGAACCUCGCCAUGAAGCUAUCCACUCCGAUGUCGAGGAACUCGAGAAAGAGGUUUGUAGAUUAAAACAACAGCUUCAUAUUUCUGCGGAAGAACUGAGGAAAUUCGAACCCGAUCCAGUGAGGUUUACAUCAAUGGAGGAAAUGGAAGCAUGUGAAACUCAUCUACUCAGUACUCUUACUCGUGUGGUUCAGAGAAGGGAACAUUUGUUGAGCAGAUCCUGUGGAGCACCAAGUACCCAACAGAGUAUGGAAAAUAUUGAAGGCUGGGAGCCUGAGGCUGAGUCCAAACAAGCCCGUAUAAUAGCGAACUCAGCCUAUGCAUCAAAUCAGUUAAGUUAUGAUCUGCUGUUGCAAGGAAGUAAUUCAAAUCCAACCCAAACUCCAAAAUGAUGUUUGGGUGAAUCGCAAAAAUGCAAUGUUGUUGACAAAAACAAAACGGUUCGUAUUUCCUAUGUCAGUGUCUAAACUCCUAUGGUUUUUAUCUUUCAGAUUCUGAACUAUUGUAUAAUAAAGUUUUGAAAA
Molecule: messenger RNA, 1049 nt
Organism: Raphanus sativus (radish)
Lineage: Eukaryota; Viridiplantae; Streptophyta; Magnoliopsida; Brassicales; Brassicaceae
Product: agamous-like MADS-box protein AGL66
Exons: 10
Coding region: 195-917 (240 amino acids)
Biological process (GO): regulation of transcription by RNA polymerase II
Molecular function (GO): protein dimerization activity; DNA-binding transcription factor activity, RNA polymerase II-specific; RNA polymerase II cis-regulatory region sequence-specific DNA binding
Source: RefSeq, a predicted model, not a curated record